AGAGAGAGAGAUUAGGGGAGGGGGUGCGCGGGGAGCUGCUCCUCCGCCCCCUCCCUCGAAAGCGGGCGGGUUCAAAGGCGGCUGGCUGGCUGGCUGGCUAGUCCCAAGCCCCGCGCCCCGCUCCGGGGGCUCCGAGGGCCAACGCCAGACGCGGCGGUGGCGGCAGCGUGCCACCGUCGGAGCUGCUACUACGGCUUGCCGAGGCUGCCUUGCCCUCAUUGAGCCGGCGGCCUCGGCUGCUGCUGCUGCUGCGUUAGUGGGAGAGCGAGAGCGAGCGAGAUUGUGCCGCUGCGACAGGGGAAGACGAGGCAAGGAGCUGGAGGGAGCGCACUGAGCAUGCGCCGCCCGGACCCACUGGCUCCAGCGCCUCCGCCAAGGUACCCUGCUGGAAAAGGAAGAAAUAAAAGCGAGGCAUGAAAAUACCAGCAAAUAGAAAGGAGAUCUGAUAUUUUGAUGGCAUGAUAAAUCAGGAAGCGGAAAAGAGGAUGUACUAUGUGACUAGACAGACACCAGAUCAGAUCUGCUUUUGGAAUAUAUUUUCAGUAAGAUGUAUGGAUCUAUUUUUUCCUUAUACAUAUAUCUAGAUCAUGAGACUUGACUGAGGCAAUAUUCAAAUCAUUCGUCCAUCUAUGGCGAACUACAGCCAUGCAGCUGACAACAUUUUACAAAAUCUCUCCCCUCUAACAGCGUUUUUGAAAUUGACUUCACUGGGUUUCAUCAUAGGAGUCAGUGUGGUGGGGAACCUUCUGAUCUCCAUCUUGCUAGUCAAAGACAAGACCUUGCACAGAGCUCCGUAUUACUUCCUGUUGGAUCUUUGCUGCUCAGACAUCCUCAGAUCUGCAAUUUGCUUCCCAUUUGUUUUCACUUCCGUGAAAAAUGGCUCAUCUUGGACGUACGGGACUCUCACUUGCAAAGUGAUUGCCUUCUUGGGGGUCCUGUCUUGUUUCCACACGGCUUUCAUGCUGUUCUGCAUAAGCGUCACCAGAUACUUAGCUAUUGCCCACCACCGCUUUUAUACAAAAAGGCUGACCUUCUGGACUUGUUUGGCUGUUAUUUGUAUGGUGUGGACCCUCUCCGUCGCUAUGGCUUUCCCUCCGGUGUUGGAUGUGGGCACCUAUUCGUUCAUUAGGGAGGAAGACCAGUGUACCUUUCAGCAUCGCUCCUUCAGAGCCAAUGAUUCUCUGGGAUUUAUGCUGCUCCUCGCCCUUAUCCUUCUAGCCACACAGCUUGUCUACCUCAAGCUGAUCUUUUUCGUUCACGAUCGCAGGAAAAUGAAGCCAGUUCAGUUUGUUGCAGCGGUGAGCCAGAACUGGACGUUUCAUGGUCCAGGAGCCAGUGGUCAAGCAGCUGCAAAUUGGCUGGCUGGAUUCGGAAGGGGUCCCACGCCACCAACCUUGCUGGGGAUCAGGCAAAAUGCCAACACCACAGGGAGGAGGAGGCUGCUCGUCUUGGACGAGUUCAAAAUGGAAAAACGAAUCAGCAGAAUGUUCUAUAUCAUGACAUUCCUCUUCCUAACCUUGUGGGGCCCGUAUUUGGUCGCCUGUUACUGGAGAGUUUUUGCGAGAGGGCCUGUGGUUCCAGGUGGAUUUCUAACGGCUGCUGUUUGGAUGAGUUUUGCCCAAGCUGGAAUCAAUCCUUUUGUCUGCAUUUUCUCCAACAGGGAGCUGAGGCGCUGUUUCAGCACAACCCUUCUUUACUGCAGAAAAUCCAGGUUACCAAGGGAACCUUACUGUGUUAUAUGAGGGAGCAUCUGUAAAAUCUUUAGCCUUGUGAAAACACUACCCUUCUCUGCUAAGCAAUUGUGGCCUGUUGCCAUGUCUGGAGAAGAAAAGGAAAAAAGGGGGGGAGGGGGAAAUCAAACAGGGGCUGUCAGCGGUUGUAAGGAUUUGGGCAACGACGUCCUGCAAUCUUUGCAAUAGCUCAUCUCUAAUCCUAUUUCGAAACCUAAACUUGUUUCUGCUGGCCACUCGCGAAGGUUUGUAAAUUAAGAGUAAAGGACUGAGCCACUGCCCUGAAAUGCUUUGAUGUGGUGGAAAACCUAGAUCGUGAUUCAGAAAGUAGCAGGUGCUAAAUAUAUCAGCGCUCAAUGCUGUAUAUAUCACUACAUAAAAGUAAGACCAUCACAAAAAAGAUUAAAAUUGGACAUCUGAAUCAGUUAAGUUUGACAUGAGGUUAAUGUGUUGAUGAAACUAUUUAAGACACGGGAUGACCUUUAGAUCAUUUCAUACAAUUAUUGUUUUUCAAAUACAAAAAUCUGGGGACUGUGUUAAGUCCUGUAACCAAUGGGAGAUGUGCCAUUUAGUAUUGGAUUAUCACCCCACAUUUGCCUUGUGAUUUCUGGGGAGCAUUACAAAGCAGUUUUGUGUUUUUGGGUUGUGGCUGGGGAGGUUUCCCCCUUGUUUUUUCAACUUGGGUUUUAUUUUUCUCUAAAUACAUUCUUCGUCUUUCACCCACCCACCUGCUGCCAUUCGCCCCCAUCCCCCACGAAACGAAAUACUGGUUUGUUUGUUUGUUUCCAGGCUGAAGUAUUAACUAGCAUAUAAUUGUGUUCUAUGUCUCGUUUUAUUUUUGUUUUGUUUUUUAAAAAAUCACAAUUUGCUAUAAUUUUUAUUGGAUGCAUUUUAUAUUUUCGAAAGCUAGAUAUCAGUCUGUUAGGCAACAUCAAUGAGAUUAUCCAAUCAUGACAAAGGAGUAAUCAUUACGCAGAAUAAACCACAUGUUGCCUUAAAGGGUUAUCUAGUAUCUUCCAUUUUGUUUAGCAUUUUAGAAAUAAGCAAAGAAAGUGAAUCGGUUAACUCCAAUCUGCCAUUUGGGAGUGCAUGAAAGAUCACUUAAAAUCCCUUAUUUCCCUUUUUAUUCUCAUGAUUCCCAAAAUCAGUAUGCUCAUCACUAGGAUUAUAUUCCCCCGCCCUAAGGUAUGUUGCCCAUUCUAGUUUGUUCUGAGAAACACAGGCAGACAAUGUAUGUUUAUAUUUUUAAGACAACUGUCAAGGGGAGACCGCAGCCUUAGUAAGAUAUAUUGCACAAUUUGUGAAGCAUCUAUUCUACUGAAGGCACAGUCUUGUUUAUACUUUCUGCACAUUUUGGUGUAUUGGUUGUUUCAAAUUAUUUCAAUUUUAACUUGUGAAAGCAUAUAAUAUGAUUUCUAGUAUUUUAGAAAAUACAUUAGAGUCUGUGAGUCUUUCCUUCUUUUAGAUACAGAUGUGUGGAUUUCAAUAUAAAGUUGCAUUUGCCAAAAUUUACCUGUGUAGCCUGUUAAUUUUCUUGGAAUAAAAUUUUACAUUUUUCCAGUUAUACAACAAACCUUUUAUUAUGAUUAUUAUUACUAUUAUUUUGUUUAGUGAGCAUGACUUUUUGAGAAUGUAGCCAUUAUGGAUUAUUAUUCUUUGAAGUCACUGUAUUCCCAAACUGUAAAAUGCAUGAAUGAUGGGGACCACAGGAUUGAUAAAUGAUAUUCUCGACAAUAGCACUGUUGUGUAGUUUAUCAUAAUUACCCUGAUACCUAUUUGUCAGUUCUGCUGAGAGGUGCUGUUAAUUUGGGGAUCAUGAUAUUUGAGAUCCAUGGCCCAGGGCUCUACAUUUCACUAUAGCUCUAGAGCAAUCCAUCCCAAAAUACACAAGAGUAGAAUCCAGUUUGUGUUGCUCUAUAGGCAGAAAGUGUUUGUGAGUCGAGAGAGGCUAUUUUCAAGUUUCUUCUUCCCAUUUACAGUCCUUUGCACGCACACACCCAAACAAACAUAUAUAUUCCACAAGGUUGAGAGACCUUUUGGAGUAGAUUUUAUGGUUCUGCAGGAAAGAGGAGGAAUACCUGCCUCCCUGUUUCCCGGUUGAUGUAGUGGCACCAGCCGGGUUUCACUGACAGCUAAACUGCUGUAAGCAUAUAUAGAUAUUCUUAUUAACAACAGAAGUAGUAUUGUUCCUGUAUACUAAUAGAUUUUUUUAAAAAAUGGGUUGAAGAAUUUUGGGAGGGGAGAUGGCAUCUUGAUUCCGCUGGUGUUCACGGCAAGCUUCUUAAUUUAACCCUCAUGUACUUCAUGCUAAUGUUGAUGGGUUCAAAGAUUACAUUUAGCAUGCAGUGUUGGAAGCACUGCAAUAAUCAAUCUUCAUGAAUGCAAAAACAUUUCAGGUCACCAUCCCCAAGAGGCUUGAAAUGAAUUUAAAGUCCCAGGGACCUGCAAUGGUUCCUGAUCCACAAGCUACAGAACAACUGUAGUACUUGGCUAUGCAUCUGAUUUAGUCCCAUGUCAUAAUUCCUAGACAGCUAGGGCCUGCAUCCCUCCCCUUACACAGCUGUAUGGAAAUUUUAGGUUUAUCCCCAUGCGUGUAAGGAUCAUGCAUGUGCCCACACUCUUGAGGAUAUGUGUUGCGCAUUUUCAAGGCCUCCACAUGAUAAAACAGAAACAUGUCCAUGACAGCACGCAUGAUGUUCUGUGUGUUGGCCUGUGGGGUGGUGUUCUACAGCAUAACAGGAAAAACACCCAUGUGUGAAGAGUGAUCCAUAGGAUGUUUUCAGAAUACAGUGGUGCCUCGGUUUAAGUACGCAAUUGGUUCUGGAAGUCUGUACUUAACCUGAAGCGAACUUUCCCAUUGAAAGUAAUGGAAAGUGGAUUAAUCCGUUCCAGACAGGUCCGCGGAGUACUUAACUGAAAGUACUCGAACCGAGGCGUACUUAAACCGAGGUAUGACUGUAUCUAACUAGAAAAAAAGAGAGAGGCCUAAGUAGGGAUGGACAAAUUCAACAAUUUCACUGUAUCUCAGGUCCUCAUUUUCCCAAUCUUAAAUGCAGUUCUCAACAUGAAAUCCUAAUGAAAAAUUCAUUAGCGCUUUAGUGUGAACUUCUCCUAAGGACACAUUUUUGUAUGCAGUUCUGACUAACACACACACCUUUGCAACCAAUUUUCCGUAAUGUCACACAGACAUGUUAUUUCACUAACGUAUGCAUUCUUAGGCCCACUUAUCCCUAUAUAAUGCAUAUAUAUGCAUCUAUAUGCAUCUUUUAGGAGCAUAGACUAUAUUGCUUGGUCAGGAAACUGCAUUGCAAAAUUCAGAUUUUGAAUUUCAAAAGAGAGCUGUGUUUUGUUUUGCAUAUUGGUUCAAGAAGUAUGAAUUAGGCAGUUUCUCUUUAAAAUGCAAACAAAAAUGGAUUUUCCUUCCCAUCCCUAGACCCACCUUGACCACAUACUCAAGCCAAACUCCCAACCAUAGGAUAGCAAAACAAUGUUUAGUUUCAUAUAUGAGAAGUAUUUAGAAUAAAAGAUAUUUUACUAAGACCAUUAGGAUGCAUUGGUAUCUGACUUCUAUACAAUAGUUACUUUCAUAACUUUCAUCACAUAUUUUAAAAACAUCAAUAAAACUGGAAUUCUUAUAGUAGUUGUGCAGAUGCUGAUGUCUCAAAGGCCAGAAACUUUCAAACACUCUUCUUCUCAGUUGAGUUUUGCAAUGGAUUUUUAUUCUGAGAAUUGUUUGUAAGAUGCUUGAAGGACCUCUCAGAGCAAUACAGCAGAUUAUGAGCAUUCUAAAUAAAUAAUACCAUAGACAAUG
Messenger RNA from Zootoca vivipara (common lizard), 5541 nucleotides. It is a transcript of the gene GPR85, whose product is annotated as G protein-coupled receptor 85. Gene Ontology annotation, biological process: G protein-coupled receptor signaling pathway. Gene Ontology annotation, molecular function: G protein-coupled receptor activity. NCBI's taxonomy places the organism in Eukaryota, Metazoa, Chordata, Lepidosauria, Squamata, Lacertidae. Gene Ontology annotation, cellular component: plasma membrane. The record is from RefSeq and is a predicted model, not a curated record.